ACAAACAAACUUGUCUGAAAGCACACACAAAAAAAAAACACACACAUACUCUCUCUUUCCUCUCCCUGUCUCUCUCUACUGUAUCAGAGAGUGUAGAGAGAGAAAGAAAGAAAGUAAUACAUUUGAGGGAAGAGUAAAGCAAAGACUAUCUUGUCAAUGUUAGGGUUUUCUUAGAACUUAAAGAAUAAAAAAAUAGUAACAGAAACAAAAACAAACCCAUUAAAGUAAUAAAAAAAAAGAAAAAAAGAAAGUUAUUCUCAAAGAAGAAGAAGAAGAAGAAGGAAAAAGUGGAAUAUAUAAAGCUCAGAGAGUGAAAAUGUUGGUAACCAUUUGAACCCGAUUAGGAGGAUCCGAUUUCUACAGUCCAAGAUCUCAGAAUCUACAUUGUGGUAGUGGAGUUUUGUGAUUGAAGUUUUGCUGGUUUAUGACUUGAUUAAUUAAAGUUGUGAGGAUCUGGGCUUGCAUUUUACCGAAAGUACAUCCGGGUAUAUGAAUAAUUCAGAGAAGAGCUAAUUUAGCAAUAGUAGGGGGAAGAUGAAGUCUGACAUGCCUCUUGAUUAUGCUGUGUUCCAAUUGUCACCAAAACGUUCACGUUGUGAGUUGUUUGUCUCAAGUGAUGGAAACACAGAGAAGCUUGCAUCAGGAUUAGUUAAGCCAUUUGUGACCCAUUUAAAGGUUGCAGAAGAGCAGGUUGCACUUGCAGUUCAGUCGAUUAAGCUUGAAGUUGAGAAGCGAAGAAAUGCUGAGACGUGGUUCACUAAAGGAACACUGGAAAGGUUUGUUCGGUUUGUUAGUACACCAGAGGUCUUGGAACUGGUUAACACAUAUGAUGCAGAGAUGUCUCAGUUGGAAGCAGCCCAGAGAAUAUAUUCACAGAGGGCAGGAGAUCAGAAUUCUGGGGCAUUAGGUGGAGAUGGAAUAGGAACCGCAGGAGCAGCAGAUGCAACAAAGAAGGAGCUUCUAAGGGCCAUUGAUGUACGGCUUGUUGCAGUUAGGCAGGACUUGACCACAGCUUGUGCUCGUGCAUCAGCUGCUGGUUUUAACCCUGAUACAGUGUCUGAACUCCAUCAUUUUGCAAAUCGGUUUGGCGCUCAUCGCUUGAAUGAAGCAUGCACCAAAUUUAGGUCACUGUGCCAAAGAAGACCGGACCUCUUAAUCAACACGUGGAAGCCAGGUGUCGACGACACAGCCAUCCGAUCAUCCACAGGGUCUGACAUGUCAAUCGAUGACCCCACUUCAGCAGAAGACCCAAACAAUGGGACCCACCACCCAACAACAACAACAACAACAGUAGCAGCCGGUCAAGACCAACAACAUCAAAAACAGCAACACAGUUUUAGCGUAACGCAAAACCAAUCACAGAUCUCCACGUGUCAGCAACCCAAGUUCCCCACGAGACGAAACUUAAACGAGAAAAACGAACCCAACCAACCCGCCAAUACUGCAACAACAGCACAGCUUGCAAACAACAUUAACAACAACGAAAACAAGAAAGAAGAUUCUUUGCCUGUGACCGAGUCAUCAGACUCUCCACCAUUUUCUUCUUCCAUCGCGGCGAGUCAACCCGCGAGGCGGCUCAGCGUGCAGGACCGUAUUAACCUCUUUGAGAACAAGCAGAAGGAGACAGGCGGCGGUAGCGGUGGUAGUGGUAGUGGUGGCGGCGGCGGCAAGCCGGUUGUCGUUGGGAAGGCGGUGGAGCUCAGGAGGCUCUCUUCUGACGUGUCGACUGCCGCGGCGCCACCUCUGCCGGUGUUGAGGAGAUGGAGUGGUGCCAGUGAUAUGAGCAUUGAUGUUAGUGGAGAAAAGAAGGACGUAGAGAGCCCCUUGUGUACACCGUCUUCUGUUAAUUCUCCGUUUGUUUCGCUGCCCAAAUCGAAUAGUAGUAAUGGGUUUUUGGGCAGUGGAGCUGAGGAUCAUAAGGAUAAGGAUAAGAAGGGAUUGUUGAAUGACACUGCAAGCUCUGUUGGGUUGAAAGAUCAAGGUAAAGAAGAGGAGGAUGUGGGAGUGAAGGGGCGGACGAAUUGGAAGGAUCAUAAAGUAGUGGGGUCUCUGAAUCAAUCAAGGGAUUUCAGUGAUCAAGAGGUUUCUCAGGAGAAGUUGAAGGUUAAAGAUCAUCAAGUUGUGGGUUUUGCAAGCAAGGUAGGAGAUGGUGCAUCGGAUGGUGGAUUUGUAAAUAGGGAUCGGUCUGAGGUUGUUGGAGGGAAGAAUCAAGUUGGAGGUUUUGGAAGCAAGGUAGGGGAUGGAUCAUCUGAUGGUGGGUUUGUAAAUAGAGUUGGGGAUUCGGGACCGGUGACUCAAUCACGUUCUAGGGUUUAUAAUAGUCAUACCCGCUCUUUUUCAGGACAGUUGGAAGGUGGUAGUGGGCUAAAACUUCGGGAAGCCGCCCCUUCGGGUCUGGCGAAAGGAGUUGAGGGUGAUCAAUUGGAUCCUCAGUCCAAGUGGAGAUCUUUUACGAGAGAACUAGAGGAGGUGGGAAAGAAAGAAUUGGGUUCAUCAGAUAGGCAACAAUUGAAAGUGGAAGAAUCUGGAACCCAGAACAUGAAGUUUCAGAAAGUGGAAGAAUCUGGACCCCAGAGCAUGAAAUUUCAGAAACCAGUUUCUGCUAGUCGUGAGCAGAUUAAGAAGCCUCAGGGUAGUAGGAAGGAUGAGGCUGGUUUUUCUUAUGAAAAUAACAAGUUGGAUUAUCCUGGUAAAAAGGCUUCGGAGGCUCAGGAAAGCAUUCCUACGAUGCCAACAAUGCCAUUGGAGCAAGUUCAGAGAGUUAGACAGUCUAAGGGAAAUCAGGAGCUCAAUGAUGAGCUGAAAAUGAAGGCUAAUGAGCUUGAAAAGCUUUUUGCUGAGCACAAGCUUCGGGUUCCCGGGGAUCAGUCUGGUUCUGCACGGAGAAACAAGCCUGCUGAAAAACAAAUGGAAAAGGCAGCAAGUUCACAGUAUAAAAAACCAGAAGCAGUGGAGGUAGCUCCUGCACAAUUAUCUGAAAAACCUUCAGUGAUUGAACCAGCUGGGACUUCUAUUAAUAUGGCAAAGUUCAAUACCUCUACCCCGCCGCCAAUGAAGAUGGUAGAUAUUCAGGAUUAUGGUGAUAGUCUGAGGAAGAACUUUGCUGAGCUUCAUUUCACAGAUGAUUCCAGAGGAAAAUUCUAUGAGAAGUACAUGCAAAAAAGAGAUGCUAAACUGAGGGAAGAAUGGAGUUCCAACAGGGCAGAGAAGGAAGCCAAGAUGAAGGCCAUGCAGGAUAACCUUGAGCAGAGUAAAGCUGAGAUGAAGCUCAAGUUUUCUGCCUCUGCUGAUAGGGAUGUCUCUAGUGCUCGUAGACGUGCAGAUAAACUCAGAUCUUUCAAUUUUCGGUCGAGUGUGAAGAGGGAACAGCACCCAAUAGAUUCCUUUCAGAGUGAAGACGAUGAAGACCUUUCUGAAUUUCCUGAACAUAAAUUUUAUGGACAAGACAGAUUUUUCAGUGAGCCAUCUGUGGGAGAUGUUGCUUCCAGAAGUGCUCAAGCAAAGAAGAUUUUGCCUAACAGAAAUGUGUCUAUAUCUACUCCUCGCACCACAGUAAAUUCAGUUACACGGUCAUCAGCCAAAGUCUCCAAUUCCAGUUCUGGGAGGAGAAGAGUGCAAGCAGAAAAUCCUCUAGCACAGUCAGUUCCCAACUUCUCAGAUUUCAGGAAAGAAAACACAAAACCUUCUUUGGGAGUUGGCAAAACAACCCCCCGCUCACAGGUGAGAAACUUUAACCGCAGCAAGAGUAUCAGUGAAGAGGCACCAAAUGCUAAGGAAGAGAAGCCACGGCGGUCUCAGUCCUCAAGAAAAAGUGCCUCUAAUCCUGUAGAGUUGAAGGAUUUGUCCACUGUGAACUCUGACAACUCUGUUUUGGCUCCAUUAAAAUUUGAUAAAGAGCAGACUGAGCAGAUCCCAUCUGAAAAAAUUUCAAAGAAUGUGGAUUCAAAGGCUUUCCUCAGGAAGGGUAAUGGCAUAGGUCCUGGUGCUGGAGCUAGUAUAGCUAAGCUGAAAGCUUCAUUGGCAUCCGAGACUUUGGAAAAUGACGAAGAAUAUGAAUCAGCCUUUGAGGCAGAUGAUGUGGAUAUGGCCAAAGAGGAAGAAGAGGAAGAAGAUGAAGAGCUUGAAACCAUGCCAGUCGAAGAUUGUGCUGACGUGGAUAAUGGAGAAACAAGACUAAGUCAAGAAUAUGACAAGUCAGCUAAUUCUGGGUCUGAAAAUGGCGAUUCCGUGAGAUCUCUUUCUCAAGUGGACCCUACUUCUGUUACUGAAUUGCCUGCUACUGUGCCUUCAACUUUCCACAAUGUAGGAUCUCUGCAGGACUCACCAAAUGGAAGUCCAAUCUCAUGGAAUUCACGCAUGCAUCAUCCAUUUUCAUACCCACAUGAGACCUCUGAUAUUGAUGCUUUUGUGGAUUCUCCAAUUGGGAGCCCUGCAUCUUGGAAUUCUCAUAGUCUUACCCAAUCAGAGGCUGAUGCAGCUCGAAUGAGAAAGAAAUGGGGAGCUGCUCAGAAGCCUAUUAUUGUUGCCAAUGCAUCCCACAAUCAGUCUCGUAAGGAUGUCACAAAAGGGUUUAAACGGCUAUUGAAGUUUGGAAGGAAAAGUCGCGGAGCUGAUAGUUUGGUUGACUGGAUCUCUGCUACAACUUCUGAAGGAGAUGAUGAUACAGAAGAUGGGCGUGAUGUUGCCAAUAGAUCAUCAGAAGACUUGAGGAAGUCGAGAAUGGGAUUCUCACAUGGUCAUCCUUCUGACGACAGCUUCAAUGAGAGCGAGUUCAAUGAACAGGUCCAAGCCUAUAGCUCUAUCCCAGCACCUCCAGCAAACUUCAGACUAAGGGACGAUCAUUUGUCCGGAAGCUCCUUAAAAGCUCCAAGAUCAUUUUUCUCGCUCUCAUCAUUCCGAAGCAAGGGAAGUGAUUCAAAGCCUAGAUAAUCAUUGAGUGGAUGGUCCGGAGCAAAUGUGUUGGAUUGUUGAAAUUGGUAGGGUGUAAAGGAUUAUAAGAUACAAAUGCUUGAGGUAGGGAUGAUACGAACAUUUAUAAAAGAUCUAGAAUGGACUAUGUAUAUCUUCUUGGUCUCAUGAGGCCUUCCUCAUGAUUUAGUCGGUAAUCUCAUAGUGUGAUUCAAUAUUUUGUAUAUGCUAUUGAACGAAGAGUCGCUAUUUUUGGUUGUAUUUGUCAAAAUUUUGUGAAUGUUUGUAAUCAAUUUACGUCAGAGACUUUUGUCAUUGAA
Molecule: messenger RNA, 5228 nt
Organism: Quercus robur (English oak)
Lineage: Eukaryota; Viridiplantae; Streptophyta; Magnoliopsida; Fagales; Fagaceae
Exons: 11
Coding region: 535-4929 (1464 amino acids)
Source: RefSeq, a predicted model, not a curated record